AUGGCUCCUAUUGACGAUUCGUCUACUACUACUGCCACUACUUCUUCAACCUCAACUAUCUCUUCUUCUGUUGAACCGUCACACCCUUUGUACCUGUACCCGUCUGAUUCGCCUGGCAUAAUUUUAGUCACAAAGACCUUUAAUGGCACGGGUUAUGGGGGUUGGAGACGAAGCAUGUUGAUUGGAUUAUCAUGUAAAAAUAAAUUGGGGAUAAUCAAUGGGACAAUCCCCAAACCUAGUGAAAACUCUGUGUUGUUUGAACCCUGGGUCCGUUGUAAUGACAUGGUGACUGCAUGGAUACUAAAUAGUCUAGAGACUGAAAUUAGGGAGAGUGUGAUGUAUACAGAAUCUGCUCAAAAACUUUGGAAAGAAAUCGAACAACUUUAUGGGAAAGCGAAUGGGACUAAGGUGUUUCAAAUUAGGAAGGACCUUGCUUCCAUUUCCCAGGGAUCCUCUAACAUUGCUUCCUAUUUCAGUCGCAUUAAAAAGCUGUGGGAUGAGUUGACUUAUUCAAUCACUUAUCCAGACUGUACAUGUAGUUGUAAAGAGGCCUUUCAGAAGAUCGAAGAAGAGCAGAAGGUUCAUCAAUUUCUGAUGGGUUUAAAUGAAACCUACACCGGGGUUAGGAGAAACAUUCUUCUAAUGAAACCUUUGCCUGAUAUUGACAGUGUGUAUGCUAUGCUGAUUGAGGAUGAAAGCCAAGCUGAAGUUCAAAUUCAGUUUUUAGUCCAGAAUCUGCCUCCUUUAGCACAAAUGUUCAGAAACCUAUGA
Nicotiana attenuata is the source of this 771-nucleotide messenger RNA. RefSeq lists its product as uncharacterized. Lineage: Eukaryota; Viridiplantae; Streptophyta; Magnoliopsida; Solanales; Solanaceae. Bases 1 to 771 code for a protein of 256 amino acids. The record is from RefSeq and is a predicted model, not a curated record. The transcript has a single exon.